Psilocybe cubensis is the source of this 1143-nucleotide messenger RNA. RefSeq lists its product as uncharacterized. Lineage: Eukaryota; Fungi; Basidiomycota; Agaricomycetes; Agaricales; Agrocybaceae. The record is from RefSeq and is a predicted model, not a curated record. Bases 1 to 1143 code for a protein of 380 amino acids. The transcript has a single exon.
AUGAACAAGCAUUUCGACGCCAAAAUGGAGACCAACUUUUCUGGUAAAGGUUGGAAAUACCAAAAUAUUCCAUCCUUUUCUCCCAUUCAAAGAGCUCUACCGCGUGUUCUCCAGAGCAAUUUGACGCAUAUCGACCUCAAUUCCGACUUCCUUCUCGUACCCCCCACCUCAGCCUGGACAUUUGAAAUGCUCAGGUCUUCCCCAAUUGUCACCCUGACUGUUUCUAUCCGAGGUCGAAUACAAAAAGAAGAAUUUACAAGUUAUGUCUUCCCCGCAAUCGCAGCAUCUGUUCCUGGGCUUCAGAGCCUACGAAUCACAUUUCUCGAUGACGAUUUCUUGACGGUUGUGGUGGACAAUCUAUAUCGGCUUCCACUCCUACGCAAAAUGGUAGUUGGGCUAUCGUUUUCCAGAGGUUAUGCAUUGUCAACAUCUAUCCCUACGAUUAAACGUAUCAAACUUGAUCAUUUUACGACAUUUACAGGUUCAUCGGAACAAGCUGCUUAUUUUGUCCAGAUCCCGAUUAUGCUACCCAACCUGCAGUUUAUUAACGUGAUCAACGACUCAUAUUUUCAGUCAUACACAUUUGAAACGGAUUAUAUGGCUAUUGCAGCGCAUUUCGGCAUCAUCAAUCGCAGAAUGUUGGAGAUGAACAUUCAUCCUUCUAUCAGCCUUUGUUUGGCCAACCAGAACAACAUUGGGGACAGCAUUGCAUCAACAGUCCCAGCCGAUAUUAUUGGCUCCGAUUGUUCUCAACAUUUCACAAUAAUAUCUUGCUUGACACUGAAAGUGGUGUAUCAUCUGCCGCCUGCUGAAACUGCGGAAACCCACCUGACCUACGAUUUACUCGUUGAUUACACUUUAUCCUGGUUGAACCUAUUUCAAGACUUGAGAUAUCUCACACUUUUGGUAAAAUGUAAUCGACCCAUAGACGACUCGGUACAAUCGUACAUCGUGUCGUUGAUAAAGGCUCGCUUUCCCAAGAUGGUGUCCGUCAAUCUCGUGAAUCUUACCGUUGAACCAGACAAACAACAUUACCACUGGUCGAACGCUCAUAGCGAUUGGGGAAGGGGAACCUAUGAUAUUCCGACGACAUUAGAGUAUGAACGAAAGUCUCGCGAACUAUGUGUAUGUUCUCACUUUUAG